Nestor notabilis (Kea) is the source of this 1449-nucleotide messenger RNA. RefSeq names its product PTEN induced putative kinase 1 (gene PINK1). Gene Ontology annotation, biological process: autophagy of mitochondrion; protein phosphorylation; regulation of apoptotic process. The coding region runs from base 1 to 1449 and encodes 482 amino acids. Lineage: Eukaryota; Metazoa; Chordata; Aves; Psittaciformes; Psittacidae. Gene Ontology annotation, molecular function: protein serine/threonine kinase activity; ATP binding. The transcript has 8 exons. Gene Ontology annotation, cellular component: mitochondrion. The record is from RefSeq and is a predicted model, not a curated record.
AUGGCCCUGGUGGUGGGCGUCUCGUGUCCCAGGAGGCUGGUGCUGAGCCCCCAGACCGUGUUUGUUGGGAAGAACAAGCCACAGAAAGAUCCCCUGAGCUCCUUCCGCUGGCAGGGCUUCAAGCUGGAGGAAUAUCUCAUCGGCCAACCCAUCGGGAAGGGCUGCAGCGCCGCGGUGUAUGAAGCAGCUAUUCCUUUCUCCCCCCGUGGUCGGGGCUGUGGGGACAGCAGCCACCUCGCAGGGCAUGGCCCAGCUUCACAGGCAGCUGAAGAGGAGCCCGUAGUGAAACACCAACCGAAGGAGGCUUUUCCGUUAGCUAUCAAAAUGAUGUGGAACAUUUCGGCUGGUUCCUCAAGUGAAGCCAUCCUGGAUGCUAUGGGCCGAGAGCUUGUUCCAGCCACAGGGAUUGCCUUAGCCGGAGAAUACGGAGCUGUCCCUGGCCACAGGAAACCCAUCCUUGGGAGGAAGAAGUUGCAACCUCAUCCGAAUAUAAUCCAGGUGAUCCGAGCGUUCACGUCCUCUGUCCCUUUGCUGCCUGGAGCCUUUGCAGACUAUCCCGAUGUUCUUCCAUUAAGCCUGAAUCCCAGAGGGAUUGGUCACACCAGCACUGAGGUUGAACUACAAGCUGUAAGCUUCCAGGAUGCUAAUUCCAAGGUUUCCCUUGUUCUCGCUAGUUAUCCCUGCACGCUGCGCCAGUAUCUGCAGGAGAGCAGUCCGGAUGUCUGUCUCUCCACGAUGAUGAUUUUACAGCUCUUGGAAGGUGUGGACCAUCUUGUUCGCCAUGGAAUAGCACACAGAGACCUGAAGUCUGACAACAUCCUGGUUGAAUUUGAUUCUGCUGGCUGCCCCUGGCUGGUGAUCACAGACUUUGGUUGCUGUCUGGCAGAUGAAAACAUCGGCUUGAGACUGCCUUUCACCAGCUCUUACGUGGAUCGGGGCGGCAACGGCUGUCUCAUGGCACCCGAGGUGAUCACAGCCUCGCCUGGUCCAGGCACAGUGAUCAACUACAGUAAAUCUGAUGCUUGGGCUGUUGGAGCAAUCGCCUAUGAAAUCCUUGGCCUGGCCAAUCCUUUCUAUGGCCACGGGGCCUCGGCUCUGGAAAGCAGAAGCUACCAUGAAGACCAGCUGCCCAGCCUGCCCGACCACGUGCCCCUCGAGGUGAAGCAAGUGAUAAAGAUGCUGCUUCGGAGGGAUCCCAACAAGAGACUCUCUGCCAGAGUUGCUGCCAACGUGCUUCACCUGAGCCUCUGGGGUGGAAGCGUCCUGGCGACCCAGGCCCUGAAACCCGACCAGAUGGUCACUUGGCUCCUCUGCCAGUCUGCAGCCACCCUGCUCACCGAGGGGCUGGUGGAUCGAAGCCGGGUGGAAACCAAAAUGAAGAUGUGCUUUUUGGCAAACCUCGGGGCAGCCAUAUUCCGGCUGCUGGCCUGGAGGAGCCGGUCUGGGUGA